CACCCACCCUUGCCCUCUGGUUUUCUCCAUCUACCCUCUGCGCGGUUUUGGGAGCAUUAAAUUUUGUGGGUUUAAUCAAUUGAGUCUCGUGUUCCACGAUGAAGUCAAACACUAUUAUAUUUUCCGAACCACAUCCAUAGUUCUUUAGCAGUGGCGUAUAGUAGUUAGACCCAGCACCCAAUCUUUGGCAAGAUGAAGUUGAUUUUCACAUUCAUAUUCAUUAUCACUCUCACUACUCUGCGCCAAAGAUGCACAGCUGCUCUGCCCUUUGUUGUCUUCCAUGGAAUAUCUGAUAAAUGCAGUAAUGGAGGAGUUAGUGAAUUCACUCAGGUUCUGAGCAAUUGGUCAGGUUCACCUGGAUAUUGCAUAGAAAUCGGUAAUGGGAUGUGGGAUUCUUGGUUGAUGCCCUUUACGAAACAGACCGAGCUUGCUUGUGAGCAGGUGAAAAGUAUGAGUGAGCUCAGUGACGGUUACAAUAUAAUUGGUCUCUCUCAGGGUAACAUGGUAGCCAGGGGUCUUAUUGAGUUUUGUGAUGGAGGCCCUCCGGUGAAGAAUCUCAUAUCUCUGGCUGGUCCUCAUGCCGGGAUUGCUUCUGUUCCUUUAUGCGGAUCUGGCGUAUUCUGCAUUAUGGUGGAUCUUUUACUCGAUUUAGCAAUUUACAGCGACUUUGUCCAGGAUCAUUUGGCACCUGCAGGUUAUAUAAAAAUCCCGACUGAUAUCGAAGCCUACAGAGAAGGAUGUAAGUUUCUCCCGAAGCUCAACAAUGAAGUAGAGAUGAAUUCCACAUACAAGAAACGGUUUACUAGCUUGGAAAAUUUAGUGCUUAUCAUGUUUGACGAUGAUAAAGUUCUGGUGCCAAAGGAAACAUCCUGGUUCGGAUACUUCUCCGAUGGCUCCUGGAGCCCGCUUUUGUCUGCCCGGGAGACAGAGCUGUACACAGAAGAUUGGAUUGGUUUGAGGGCAUUGGAUGAAGCUGGGAAAGUGAAGUUCAUAAAUGUGACUGGGAGCCAUCUUGAAAUCUCCUAUGGUGACAUGAAAAAGUAUAUUUUGCCAUACUUGGUUGAAAAUGCAUCUUCUUGGAAUGUCAAAGAUCUUGAUGUGCUUGCCAAAGAAACUCUUCUGCUGCACUCUCCCAAAUAAGACACUUCUCAGUUCUCAUUAGCAUAUUCAUACACUAAUUGGGAAUUUUUUGGGGGAUUUCCUCUUCCAUGAUGGAUGGGAGGAAGAGCAUAUGAUUUUACUUUGAUCAAAGCAUGAAUGUAAUACAAUCCCACUAUUCUAAGUGAAGCAUUGAGAAGGAACCUUUAGUGUGUUCUAA
Messenger RNA from Ipomoea triloba (trilobed morning glory), 1318 nucleotides. Its product is annotated as palmitoyl-protein thioesterase 1-like. Gene Ontology annotation, molecular function: thiolester hydrolase activity. The transcript has 12 exons. The coding region runs from base 193 to 1140 and encodes 315 amino acids. Gene Ontology annotation, cellular component: intracellular membrane-bounded organelle. NCBI's taxonomy places the organism in Eukaryota, Viridiplantae, Streptophyta, Magnoliopsida, Solanales, Convolvulaceae. The record is from RefSeq and is a predicted model, not a curated record.